AAACGGUGGACCACACGGCUGGUGUGUUUAGAUGAUUGCAGUCCCUGUUCUUCAAAACUGUUCGUAUGAGGAUGAGAUGAGAAGGUAGUUUCGGAAAUGAUGGAUGGAGAGAAGCAUAUCGGCUCUAUUUUUCUCACGUGUAACGGCAGUUGCAGCAAAAAGAGAUGAUGGAUUCCUGCUUUUGAAGUCCAAAAGCCAUUAGGAUUCUGGGUUAUGUUGGAAUCUUUUGGUUUUCUAUCAUCAUCAACAACAACAACAACUAAAUAUGUCGCAGAAGCGGCAACAUGAAGAUGGCAAGGUAGGAACUGACGGUGGAAACACCCACGACGACAAGCGGCAGAGGGUACCUGCUCUUAAAAGUGUAAUAAUUGAAGCUACAAAGCAUAAUGCUAUUCAGAAGUUCAUUUCUGCUUUGGAGCCGUUGCUUCGUAGAGUUGUAAAAGAGGAAGUUGAACUGGCAUUAUCGAAGCAUUUGCCCUGCAAGAAACGACAUUGUGGUAAACAGAUACAUCCAUCUACCUCAAGAAGCUUACAACUACAGUUCAUUAACAAGCUUUCUCUUCCAAUCUUCACUGGCUCAAAAAUCGAAGGAGAGGACUGUUCUGGCAUAAGUAUUGCCUUAGUUGAUGCCUUGACGGGGGAAGCUGUUACGUCAGGCCCGGAAUCCUCAAUGAAGGUGGAAGUAGUAGUUCUUGAAGGAGAUUUUGAAGGCGAUCAAGAUGACAAUUGGACAUUUCAAGAUUUCGAUGACAACAUUGUUAGAGAAAGGGAAGGGAAGCGGCCACUUCUUACGGGGGAUGUGUUGCUGAACCUGAAUGAGGGAAUUGGCGUGGUAGGGGAACUCAUGUUUACUGACAAUUCAAGCUGGACAAGGAGUCGUAAGUUCAGGUUAGGUGCAAGAGCUGUGGAUGGUUAUGUUGAUGGAAUUAGAGUAAUAGAAGCAAAGACAGAUGCAUUCAUGGUCAAGGAUCAUCGUGGAGAAUUGUACAAGAAGCAUUACCCCCCUUCAUUGGUGGAUGAAGUAUGGCGGCUGGAGAAGAUCGGUAAAGAUGGUGCUUUUCACAAGCGUCUGAACAGUGAGAACAUUAAUACUGUGAAAGAUUUUCUGACACUCCUAUGCAUCGACACUCAGAGGCUCCGAAAUAUCCUAGGCACUGGUAUGUCUGCCAAAAUGUGGGAAAUCACAGUCGACCAUGCUUGGACAUGUACUCUUGAUAGACGAUUGUUUGUGUACUACACCAGUGCCCAACAAAGAACAGGAGUUAUCUUCAACAUUGUUGGACAAAUGAUUGGGCUGCACUCCGAACUUCAAUUCGUUCCGGUCAAAGAUCUCUCGGACACUCAAAAGGCAAAUGCACACAAGCUGGUAAAAGCUGCAUUUGAUCGCUGGGACGAAGUAAUUCCUUAUGAUGAUGGAUCUAUUACUGGUAGCUCUUCGCAUGCACCUGCCCCCACUUUGUUUCCUCCCGAUUCACCGCCAGUAGAGUGCCCAUACGGUAGCUUCUCGAGCUAUCAUCGUCACAAGCCUGGAGGAUUCAGUUUUACUCCCCCAAGUGUUUCGUCGCCAGACAUGGUUACUUCCAUUUUAUCCAUUGGUGGUGUCAGGAGUUUGGAUGAUUAUGCUCUGCAAGCCAUUGACAAUCUGGAGCUUAGAAAUGAACCGGAGCCUCAGAGCUUUCAUGCACAUGACUUUUACAGGGAUUCUAGGAUGGCUUUCUGCAGAACCCCCAAUUCCGCAAUCGCUGAUGUGGAGUCCAUAAGCCAAACGUUCUGUGGUGAAGACCAUUUUCAUUAUUUUGAUGCCGAUUCUGCCACCACCUUGCAGCUUCCUCAGAUCCUCAGCAGUGCAGGAUCACGAACUGACAUUGAAAGCACUGUAGUUCCAACUGCAGGUUCCCACAGUGAAGCUUAUACAGCUUCCCAUGGUAAAGCUUAUACAACGUGGACGAUGCUCAUAGGCGUGCUCAAAUGGAAAUUCUCCAUAAGGAGGAUUGUCGCUAGGAGAAAGAGGAGCAAGAUUUGGGAAAAAGAGAAAUUGGGUUAGCAGCUGAGAAUUUUAGGGGACUUUGAGAUCCAGUGUUGUUAACAAAGGCAUGGGCUGUGAAAAAGUGGUGCUCUGAGUGAAGCCGUGUGUGUGCAGCUUGCUGGAUAUUGUAAGAGUUGUACUGUUGUUUUUGCAUGUAAAUAUUCUGUGAUAGCAAGGAGAUGCAUGUAUGAACUAAUGGGACCCACUCAGAUGAUGCCCAGAAAGAAGAAAAGAUGAAUUAUAUGGA
Magnolia sinica is the source of this 2273-nucleotide messenger RNA. RefSeq names its product calmodulin-binding protein 60 A-like. Gene Ontology annotation, biological process: regulation of salicylic acid biosynthetic process. Gene Ontology annotation, molecular function: calmodulin binding; DNA-binding transcription factor activity; sequence-specific DNA binding. Gene Ontology annotation, cellular component: nucleus. The coding region runs from base 266 to 2044 and encodes 592 amino acids. The record is from RefSeq and is a predicted model, not a curated record. The transcript has 7 exons. Lineage: Eukaryota; Viridiplantae; Streptophyta; Magnoliopsida; Magnoliales; Magnoliaceae.